This is a messenger RNA of Plodia interpunctella (Indianmeal moth), 3583 nucleotides long. RefSeq names its product STE20-related kinase adapter protein alpha (gene Stlk). Gene Ontology annotation, biological process: activation of protein kinase activity; protein export from nucleus; protein phosphorylation. The record is from RefSeq and is a predicted model, not a curated record. Gene Ontology annotation, cellular component: serine/threonine protein kinase complex. The transcript is spliced from 9 exons. The coding region runs from base 231 to 1409 and encodes 392 amino acids. Gene Ontology annotation, molecular function: protein kinase activity; protein serine/threonine kinase activator activity; ATP binding. NCBI's taxonomy places the organism in Eukaryota, Metazoa, Arthropoda, Insecta, Lepidoptera, Pyralidae.
UUUUGUAAUGUCACUUGCAGUAGGAAAACAUUGGCUUGUAAUUUGUACUGCUAAUUUGUUUAUUUAUAUUAUUCUUAUUUACUUUAAUUUAGCUUCAUCUAUUGAGACGUAGUGGAUACUAUUUUUAGAUUAUCAAUAUAACGCUAUAAUGUCCUUUUAACUGUCACAACGCUAAUUCAACAACCACACGUUUAUUCGUGCGUUAAUUUUGUGCUUGCAAACAUCUUACGAUGUUUAACCCUGAUAUAAAUGAUUACCAAUUGACUUCGAUAAUAACUGAAUGUUGUGGAGGGGUGGCUGUGGUUUACUCCGCUCUUUACAAGCCCAGCAACCAAAAUGUGGCCAUCAAGAGGUAUUUUGUUGACAAAACCAAAGAAAACGCCAGCUUAAUACAGCAAGACAUAGCAACACGUAAAGAACUGCAGCAUCCUAAUAUUUUACCAUACCUGACUUCUUUUGUACAUGGACGUGAGCUGUACGUGGUGUCUCCAUUGAUGACAUUUGGCUCGUGCCGUGACAUCCUGGACCGGUACUUCCCUGAGGGGUUGCCAGAGUUAGCGUGCGCUAUCAUAUUGCGAGACGUACUUCUUGCCUUGCAAUACCUACACAAGCAACUUUACAUUCACAGGAGUGUCCGCGCCAGCCAUGUGUUGGUGGGAGCCAACGGCGGCGUGCGGCUGUCGGGGCUCCGCAGUGCAGCUAGCAUGAUGCUGCGCGGGCGCAGACAGAAGCAGCUGCACAACCUACCACCACCAGACCAUGAUAAUGUCAACCUCAUGUGGCUUAGUCCAGAGCUGCUGGAACAGAACCUGAAGGGCUACGACGCACGCUCGGACAUGUACUCGCUGGGCGUGCUGUGCUGUGAGCUCGCCAACGGCGCCGUGCCCUUCGCGGAGAUACCCACCACCCUCAUGUUCACUGAGAAGGUCCGUGGCAGCCGGCCACAGCUGCUGGAUUGCUCAACGUUCCCGGAGCCGUGUCUAGAGGAUGGCGAGAUGAAGAAUGAGUUCGACACCCCACUCUCUCCCGAUAGUAUCGUGGACAUAUCGGUUUCGGAUCCGUUAUCCGAUAUCGGAUCGGACAAUGUGAAAGGUAUGUACAAUACGGAUAGCGGCGUCGGUGACAGCGAGGUUGCGCGCGCGCGGCUGCAGUACGCGCGCCGCAAGCUCAGCGACGCCUUCCACCAGCUCACCGAAAUGGCGCUGCAGAGGGACCCUGAUAAGCGGCCGACGGCGACGCAGCUGCUGAACCACGCGUUCUUCAAACAAGUCCGCAAGACUGACUUCCUGCCAGGUCUCAUCUCCAAGGUCAAGCCUAUUAAGCCAGAUCCUAGUGACAUGUCAGCGUUACUACUGCAACAGAAAAUGGCGGAAAUGGAGAUUGAGAAGACGACCGAAUGGGACUUCUAAUAGAGUAAUAGACAAUACAAUAACACUUCCCGGGUAUUGCUCUGGACAUGUGGCUUGUUUAUGGUCAAUUAACUUUAAUCCCUCUCCCCCCCCCCUCUCACUCUCUCUCUCUCUCUCUCCCCCAGUUUCUUCCCCGCCAUCUUAUUUUUUCGUCUCCACUUCGCAUUUUUGGCAUCCCCUGUCAAUACCAUCGUACAAUUAACAUUUGACCAAGUUAUAAAAUUGUUCUGAGUACGAUAUUCUGGAAUACAUUCCUUUACAAUGACUUGACGAAUUAAAAGAGAAUUUAUGUAGGUGCCUAAGAAUCUUGACAGAACGUUAUGACUCUAUAAAUUUUAGCCUUUAAUUGCACUCGCACGGAAAUGAAAGAAACUUGAGUUAUAGAUUGUUUAAAUGAAAAUGUACUUAAUUUAAACACUGAUCUGUAUAGAGGUAAUUAUUAUUCGGCAUUGUUUAUUCGCUCAACAAUUUUGAAUGUUAUGUGUAUAGACACAAAGCUCUAAUUCGCCAAAACAGAAACUUUUACAAGCAAACACUUAAGAUAUAAUUCAUUAUCAAAUAAUAAAAUUGCAAUAUCUCUUAUGAAUGUGGCAAUUGUUAUAAGGUAUAAAUACGACAAUACAACAAUUUACUAUACAGGGUGACUUAAUACAUUGGCUAUAUUUUGUCUACAUGCUCAGUCCACGAUUUUGAAUAACUUGUAAGAAGUAUGGGAGUAACUCCGAAAUAGCGAAAAAAUAAAUCGGCUGUUCUAUACAAAAUUGAAUACCUAUGUUGUGGAAAAUGUAUGGAUCAGCUGAUUUUUCUUUACCUAAUACGAAAAGUUAUUGAGUAUUCUUAAUAAAGAAUUUAAAAUGGUGAAGCUAUUGACGUAAGCCAGCCGCUUUUACACUAUCUCUCUCUUUCUCGAAGUUAAUGUAUGUUUUGUCUCAUUCUUUCAAUGUCAAAUAUUAUGAAGUACGAUAGUGACUAAGCAUACUUUAGCUUAAAGUACGCUUCAUCUGUUUUUUUUUAUGAAUAAGAGGGUAGUUAUUUAACGCUAGUUGACUUCCUUUAGCAACUUUCACACAUGUUCUUCAUCCUUAAUUAUUAUGACAUUUUUGAUAUUUUGAAAUUGCGUGCGACCCGGCCCGACAUCGCCAGAGUUCUUUAAACCUUCGAGGAUAAAUCGUCUAAAUAACAGUGGAAUCUGCAUCAAAAUCCGUUGCGUGGUUUAAAAGAAGAAAGCUUAGAAACAGAAAGACGCGGAGAACGAGUUUUUUAUGUAGCUAUUUAUAUCUUAUAUUUAGUUAUGAAAUUUUUUUAUUUUAUCACAUGAAUAACAUUAGUAUAAAAUUGUAAAUUAAUGAAGAAUUUUCCCAAUAUAAUAACAUUAGUAUAAAAUUGUAAAUUAAAAAGUCUGUAUAGGCUAAUUAUUUGUAUAAGGUUUUUUGAUCUGUGACAUAUUUUGCAAAUAACGGCGAACCGUAAGUAAGUUCUUAAACAAAUCUUAUUUAUUUAUCAAUUUAUGUACACAAGAACCUUACUAGUGUAAAGGCGGCCUAAGAAUAGAGAACUAACUCUAAUGCCGGCUCCACACUGUCGUCGAACAGUUUGCCAAACUUUGGCGGAUUCGGUAUACAUUGCUGGUUUUUCAUUGCGGUAAAUAAAAGCGCUCAUACUAACUACGCAAUGUUCACGCAUUGGCGUCGGCAUGGGUCUAAAUUCGACGACAGUGUGGAGUUGGUAUAAUAAAAAUAGUUGUUAAACACGGUUAACAUCGUAGUGUAGACAGAGAAAACAACAGACAUUCUAAUGUUUUCCAUUUCGUUUAUACAAGACAGAGAAACGCGUACUAGGCUAGGAAUAGACGAAGAGAAACGGGACAGAGUGCUAUUUAUAGUAUCUUUUGUCCCUUUGAGCCUGUCGCCUUUUACAAGGUUCUUCGUACUACGUUUUGUCUCAUGUGGCUACGAUCACCGCUUCUCCAUAUGUUUUUUCAGUCUAUUGGACGCCACAAAUAUUUUUGUACUUACAUAGGCACAACAUAUGGAAAUUUCUUCUGGUACAGACAAUAUCCGGGAUUAUGCAUAAUAAUACGAUAAUUAUAAUUAGAUUAAUAUAUGACAUAUUUUAACAAUAUAUAUUUAGACCAGACGUUGCUACUGUGAUUGAAUAAACAAUUAGUUUGUUAA